AUGGAGGACUUGAGUUUCGUUCCCGACCUCCCGAGCGGGCCUCUGGAUAAGUACAGAAAAACUGCUUCCUUCGACUGGAAACGCCUCAAGUUGGCGCUGGAAGGUGAUAUUGAGCUCCUGAAACUCAAGUACAAAAUAUGGCAGACGCUGGAGAAGGAUCCGCUGUUCGCACACAACACGGUGAGCCCGUCAGUCGAGGAACAGAAACGUAUCACUCAACUGCAGCUCAAGAAAAUAAACGAGUACAAAUUCCACACUAAAGAAAUGGUCAACUCUAGUUAUAGUCGAAGGACACGCACAAUAAUGACAAUAAACGAGGCGGUGCAGUCUCUCAACCCCAGCGUCUCAGUCAAGAUGGCGAUCGGCAUAUAUUUGUUUUCAAAUGCCUUGCUAUCCCUCGGCACUGAGCGGCACCACAAGUUCUACGAAGCUACCUUUGUUAAUCGAGAGACUUUAGCAAGUUUCGCGCUAACGGAGAUCGCGCACGGUUCGGACGCGCGCCUGAUGCGCACGACGGCGACGUACGACCCGGAACACAAGCAGUUCGUCAUUCACACGCCUGACUUCGAAGCGGCUAAAUGCUGGGUUGGUAAUCUAGGUAGAACAUGCACACACACAUUGCUGUUCGCUCAGCUGAUCACACCAGACGGCACCAACCACGGUCUACAUGGGUUCCUGGUACCCAUCCGCAACCCUGAAACUCUGGAGACAUAUCCUGGUCUCAUUGUAGGAGACAUGGGCGAGAAGAUUGGCGUCAAUGGAAUUGAUAAUGGUUUCAUAAUGUUCAACCAGUACCGGAUACCCCGGGAGAACCUCCUCAACCGUACAGCUGACGUCACGGAGGAGGGUAUCUACGAGUCCUCAUUCUCAGAUCCCUCCAAAAUCCUGGGAGCCGCCCUUGAGAACCUCUCAGCAGGUCGUAUAGGCAUAAUGCAGGAGAGCUGCCACUCGAUAGCGAGCGCGGUUUCCAUAGCGAUCCGGUACGCGGCGACGCGUGCGCAGUUCGGGGAGAGAGACAACGAGAUCUCACUCAUCGAGUACGAGUUACAUCAAUGGCGUCUGUUCGGAUACGUAGCAGCCGCAGUAGUGUUCAGGAUGUACAUAGAGAAUUUCAGCAGGGUAUACUUAAACAUCGUCGAGAAAUCCAACGCCGGCCUCAAAGUCGAUAACUUGAGCGAGGCAGUGUCAGAGAUCCACGCGAUGGUAUCGUGCAGCAAGCCACUGCUGACGUGGACAGUCCUCGCCGCCGCGCAGCAGUGCAGGGAGGCCUGCGGGGGACACGGGUACCUUAAAUGCUCAAAUCUGGGCGACAUCCGCAGCAACCACGAGGCAACAGUGACAUACGAAGGCGACAACAAUGUGCUAUCGCAACAGACAGGCAACUGGUUACUGAGACAGUUUGACGCGGCGCGUAAUGGCGGCACUGUCGACUCUCCACUCAAUACAGUCACCUUUUUAAAAGAUUGGGAGCGAUGCCUAGCCGUCAGGUUCCGGUGUAGAACGACAGAUGAGCUCAAAAGUAGAGAGUUUAUAACAUCAACAUACAGAUGGCUUAUAUGUUGGCUUCUGAAGGAGACACAUGAUAAAUAUGAGUCAGAAAUAGCCAAAGGUCUGUCAAAGUUCGAAGCCCGUGCGAGAUCACAAGUUUACAAAUGGAGAGAGCUAACGAAGUCGUAUGCUGAGUACUUAGCGAUAAUAUUCUUCUUGGAGUCUAUGGACAAGAAGGAAGAUGGUUUGAAGCCAGUGCUGCACAAGUUGUUCUGUCUAUACGGGCUCUGGUCUCUGGACCAGCAUUUAGUAGAAUUGUAUCAGGGAGGAUAUUCACAGGGUGAAUCACUAGCACGGUUAUUGCGUGACGCGAUAUUGGAGUUAUGCGCUGAGCUGAAGGGAGAGGUGGUCAGCAUAGUGGACGCGCUCGCACCCACUGACUUCGUGCUCAACUCUGUGCUCGGGAAGAGCGAUGGGAAGCUCUACCAGAACAUACAGAAGGCGUUCUUCAGCCACCCCGGAGCGUUCGAGCGCGCCCCCUGGUGGCGCGAGGUGGUCACACUGCCGCGCUCCAAGAUAUAA
Spodoptera littoralis (African cotton leafworm) is the source of this 2070-nucleotide messenger RNA. Lineage: Eukaryota; Metazoa; Arthropoda; Insecta; Lepidoptera; Noctuidae. The record is from the annotation of a GenBank genome assembly.